Dothidotthia symphoricarpi CBS 119687 is the source of this 1139-nucleotide messenger RNA. RefSeq lists its product as uncharacterized. Gene Ontology annotation, molecular function: DNA-binding transcription activator activity, RNA polymerase II-specific; RNA polymerase II transcription regulatory region sequence-specific DNA binding. The record is from RefSeq and is a predicted model, not a curated record. Gene Ontology annotation, biological process: regulation of transcription by RNA polymerase II. The transcript is spliced from 2 exons. Lineage: Eukaryota; Fungi; Ascomycota; Dothideomycetes; Pleosporales; Dothidotthiaceae. The coding region runs from base 95 to 949 and encodes 284 amino acids. Gene Ontology annotation, cellular component: nucleus.
UAUCUACGAAAACCCACCGAGGGGCCCCAAACUCUCCAAAUUGCUGAACAUCGUCACUCCAACCACAUCGAUUGAGACUCCAUCGCCAUUGCCAAUGUCGGCGUACAAGGGCCAUCGCGGACCCAACGUGUCCCAGUACAUCGCCAACUUGAACACGCUCUCGCCGCCGCAACAGCCAGAUUUGCUUUCCGAGGCCCCGGCUGUCCCGGAAGACUUCUCAGCCUUCCUCAACACGGAUUUCUUCGAUGUCAACGGUGGCACCAACGUGGACUUGCAAUCGCCCAUUGACUUUGACGUCGACUUCGACACCCAGCAAGCAGGGCAACCGACUGCGGCAAAGAAGAUGCGCGCUUCUGUCUCCAGCGCCAACGUCGAGCCCAACAUGGAUUUCAAUCUGACUGACGACUUCCAAUUUACAGACUUCAACAACUUCGGCACAGCCCCCAUCCUCGACCCGUCUAUGCAGAGCCUGUCACAGCCUCAGUCAGACCACUACCCCCUCCCGCCAAACUUCUCGUCUGCCUCGGCCCUCUCCCCGGACUUCGAUCAGUUCACCUCCAAGAAGCGCAAGCUCGACGACAUCGUCCCCGGCACGCCCCAAGCCCUCGAUGAAUCCGCCCGCGGCGCCGCCGAGGAGGACAAACGCCGCCGCAACACGGCGGCAAGCGCCCGCUUCCGCGUCAAGAAGAAGCAGCGCGAGCAGGCGUUGGAGAAGUCGGCCAAGGAAAUGUCAGACCGCGUCACCGCCAUGGAGGCCCGCAUCCAGCAGCUCGAGACGGAGAACACAUGGCUCAAGGGCCUCAUCACGGAGAAGAACGGCGGCAAGAGCUCGACCAGCGAACUCCGUGCCCUGAUAAGUAAGCGCGAGGAGGGCGCCAGCGGACGGAGUAGCUCGAACCGCACCGAUGGCGUGGGCACCGAGGAUGCCAGCCCAAAGGCGGCUGCCUAAAAUCUUCCCACUUCUUUUUUGCUUGACGUUUUGAUUGUUUCUUUUUCUUCUUUUUUUCCUUUUUAUAUGCGACCAUAUCUGCUGCGAUUUGCUGAUUGGUCGUCGGCAUGUCGCGCUUAUGCUGGUCUCCGCUGCUGCAUGGUCUACAUGGGUUUACGCUGGGGAUGAUGGCACAUGAAGCUAUGAGUAG